AUGGGAAAGAACGAGGGACCAGGGAAAGAACGAGGGACCAGGGAAAGAACGAGGGACCAGGGAAAGAACGAGGGACCAGGGAAAGAACGAGGGACCAGGGAAAGAACGAGGGACCAGGGGAAAGAACGAGGGACCAGGGAAAGAACGAGGGACCAGGGAAAGAACGAGGGACCAGGGGAAAGAACGAGGGACCAGGGAAAGAACGAGGGACCAGGGGAAAGAACGAGGGACCAGGGAAAAGAACGAGGGACCAGGGGAAAGAACGAGGGACCAGGGAAAAGAACGAGGGACCAGGGAAAAGAACGAGGGACCAGGGGAAAGAACGAGGGACCAGGGAAAGAACGAGGAACCAGGUAA
Messenger RNA from Knipowitschia caucasica, 357 nucleotides. Lineage: Eukaryota; Metazoa; Chordata; Actinopteri; Gobiiformes; Gobiidae. The record is from the annotation of a GenBank genome assembly.